GGGCAAAUCAAAUACUCCGUAUUAAUCUUAAUCAACAACAAUCAAAAUUUAAAAGUACAAGCACGACACAAAAUAAACAAUCCCAUAAUUCUUACUUGUAAGAUUCCAAACAUAAUUUUGGUACAAAUUAAACGUGUAAAUGGACCCCUAUUCAAAAAAAUUCACCACAAAAAAAUUCACAAAAUUCCAAUCCCAAAAUAAUCAAGAAACAAAACCUCCACUAAAACUUUGCUUCAAAAAAAAAAAAAAAAAAAAAAAAAACCUCCACUAAAACUUCUUGCUUGCGGCAACGACACCUCCUCAACAUUCUUCACCCAAUCACAACUCUCUACAAUCUCGACUCUCAUCUAUCUCUUCCUACGUGGCAUCCUUUUGACCACCCUUUUUUUUUUUUUAUUUUCCUUUUAAAAUUAAAAUUAAACAAAUAUUGUCUUCUUCUUCGUUUUUCCGAACUUCUUUCUGCAAAACUCUGCUCUCAACCUUUACUUCUCUUUCUCUCUCAUCAAACUCCAUGAAAAUCGACAUUGAAGCUUCAUUCUAGAACCUUCACUUUCUCUCUCUACUGUAUAUUAAUGGCGCUUUCUCUCUCCUUGACUUCUCAUUCUGUAUUCGAGCUUAGUUCGUUUAAUCAGCGUACAUUUCGCAGAAUCAAACUUUAUUCUUCAUCUUCUAGAAUUUGCAGUUCUCGAAACCCUAGUUUUCAGCGAAUUCGUGCUGUGAGGGAGAAUACGGUUCCGUCAACGGAGGAGAGAGAAAUUCCGGUGAUUAAUGGAGUAGAUAGCUUGAAAUUGAACGGAAAUGGUAAUGGAAACGGAAAUGGUUCGAUUGAGAGUUAUUUGAGUGGUAAUGGCGGAGUGAAGGGGAGUGAGAAUGGUGCUGUUAAUGGAGGAUUAGUUAAGUUUGUUGAUGGUGAUAAUAUGGCGGCGGUGAAGAGUGUGGUGGAGGAAGAUUCUGGUGCUAAGGUGGAAGAAGUAGUGGCGGAGAAGACGAAGGCGAAAGCGAUACCGGAGAAGAAGACGAUGAAGGCGGAGAAGAAGACAAUAGAGGAUAUUGGACAAGAGGAAGCUUGGUUUAAGCAAGGGGGUCGAGAUCAAUUAGAGGUUUCUGUUGCACCUGGAGGCCGCUGGAGCAGAUUCAAAACAUAUUCAACGAUACAAAGGACAUUGGAAAUUUGGGGAUUUGUUCUGAAAUUUGUCUUUAGAGUUUGGUUGAGCAAUCAGAAGUUCUCUUAUAAAGGAGGGAUGACUGAAGAGAAGAAAAGGCUGAGGCGGAUGACUCUUGCAAAAUGGUUGAAGGAAAAUAUCUUGAGGCUUGGUCCAACAUUUAUCAAAAUUGGGCAGCAGUUCUCCACAAGAGUGGAUAUACUUGCUCAAGAAUACGUUGAUCAGCUUUCAGAACUUCAGGAUCAAGUUCCUCCUUUUCCAUCAGAGACAGCUGUAUCUAUUGUUGAAGAGGAGCUUGAAGGUCCCUUAAGUGAUACCUUUGAGCGCUUUGAUUUUGAGCCCAUAGCAGCUGCAAGUCUUGGUCAGGUCCAUCGAGCAAGACUUAAAGGACAGGACGUAGUUGUUAAAGUGCAGCGGCCUGGGCUCAAGGAUCUCUUUGAUAUUGAUCUCAAAAAUCUAAGGGUAAUUGCUGAAUAUCUUCAGAAGCUUGACCCAAAAUCGGAUGGUGCAAAGAGAGAUUGGGUGGCAAUUUAUGACGAGUGUGCUAGUGUAUUGUACCAGGAAAUUGACUACACCAAGGAAGCAGCUAAUGCAGAACUAUUUGCUAGCAAUUUCAAAAACAUGAGUUAUGUCAAGGUUCCUUCAAUUUACUGGGAAUACACUACCCCGCAGAUUUUAACCAUGGAGUAUGUCCCGGGGAUCAAGAUAAAUAGAAUUCAAGCUUUAGAUCAGUUGGGAGUUGAUCGCAAAAGGUUAGGUCGGUAUGCUGUGGAAUCUUAUCUGGAACAAAUACUUUCUCAUGGCUUUUUCCAUGCUGACCCACACCCUGGAAAUAUUGCUGUUGAUGAUGUGAAUGGUGGAAGGCUGAUAUUUUAUGACUUUGGAAUGAUGGGAAGUAUCAGUUCAAACAUUAGGGAGGGCUUGCUCGAGGCAUUUUAUGGAGUCUAUGAGAAGGACCCAGACAAGGUUCUACAAUCUAUGAUUCAAAUGGGUGUUCUAGUUCCUACUGGUGAUAUGACUGCUGUGAGACGAACAGCGAAAUUCUUCCUUGAUAGUUUCGAGGAACGUUUGGCGGCCCAAAGGAAAGAGAAGGAAAUGGCAGCAGCGGAACUUGGAUUUAAAAAGCCAUUAACUAAGGAGGAAAAACUUCAAAAGAAAAAGCAAAGGCUAGCUGCAAUUGGGGAAGAUUUAUUGUCAAUCUCUGCAGACCAACCUUUCAGAUUUCCUGCUACAUUCACGUUUGUUGUUCGAGCAUUCUCUGUUUUAGAUGGAAUUGGGAAAGGGCUUGACCCUCGAUUUGAUAUUACUGAGAUAGCCAAACCCUAUGCUCUAGAACUGCUCAAAUUCCGUGAAGCUGGUGUUGAAGUUCUUGUGAAGGAUUUCCGAAAGAGAUGGGACCGGCAGUCUCAAGCAUUCUACAACUUGUUUAGGCAGGCAGAUAGAGUUGAGAAGCUGGCUGAGAUUAUUGAACGACUGGAAAAGGGAGACUUGAAGCUUCGUGUUCGAGCUCUGGAGUCUGAGAGAUCUUUCCAGCGUGUAGCAGCUGUUCAGAAGACAAUAGGAAGUGCUGUGGUUGCUGGAACCUUGGUGAAUCUCGCCACAAUUUUGUAUCUCCACUCAAUUCGAGUGCCCGCCAUUGCUGCUUAUACUGUGUGUGCACUUUUCGGCUUUCAAGCUUUAUUUGGUGUACUUAAAGUCAAAAAAUUGGACCAAAGAGAGAGACUGAUUACUGGAACUGCUUGAACGAUGGGUUGUGGUUAUGCACAUAUACACCGACCCACAUCAAAACCAUAUUUAACCACAUUAUCGGAUUCAGCUUCCAAUUGGCCUUGAUGGCCAAAAUCAGCCUUCUGAAUAGCAAAGCUGUUGUCAAGGGUGCUGAUUCUACAAUAUAACACUUUUUAAAGGAGUUACUGUGUGCUUUCUCGAAUGGUUCAUAUAAAACAGAUCAGACAUGCUUACUGUCCAACUACAGCAUUGCGCCAUUUUGACAGGUAUAUAGCAAGCAGGUCAUCAUAUCCAUUGUCAGAUUGGUCUCUGAAGGAACCUCCAAGUCCAGCUUUGAAGGAUGGUUCUGGUAAAUUUUAAUCUAAAUUUUGAAGCAUUUGUAAAAGUGAAAAAUAAAGGGUUGUAGUUUUAUAUACAUCACGCUUGCAUUCCCACAUGCUCUACCAGGUUAGUUAGACCAGAAAAUUUUUGCCCCCUUUAGUGGUCAAAGUAUAUAUUGUAUAAAUUCAUAUUGUGAAAUUAUGUACGAGUACUAGCUAAUGUACACUAACUGUAAAGUAGAGAGGGUACUUCAUUCUUGAGUUCGCGGCAAAUGAUAUACUGUAAUAUACCAAUGUUGUUUGAGUUUGGCUUGCAGAACUCCUGCUGUUGUUCAUAUAGCCUCUGUACGCUGUUAGGUGGAAUAUCUUGUAAUUAAAUAUGAAUAUAAUUGAGGUUGGAUUAGCUAUAUGAAUUCAUGGUAAGUAAAACUGCUGUCUUUUAUCCAUCA
Chenopodium quinoa (quinoa) is the source of this 3660-nucleotide messenger RNA. RefSeq lists its product as uncharacterized. NCBI's taxonomy places the organism in Eukaryota, Viridiplantae, Streptophyta, Magnoliopsida, Caryophyllales, Amaranthaceae. The record is from RefSeq and is a predicted model, not a curated record. Gene Ontology annotation, biological process: regulation of response to reactive oxygen species. The coding region runs from base 573 to 2906 and encodes 777 amino acids. The transcript has 21 exons.